Acanthisitta chloris (rifleman) is the source of this 1584-nucleotide messenger RNA. RefSeq names its product cholinergic receptor, muscarinic 5 (gene CHRM5). The record is from RefSeq and is a predicted model, not a curated record. Gene Ontology annotation, cellular component: dendrite; plasma membrane; synapse. NCBI's taxonomy places the organism in Eukaryota, Metazoa, Chordata, Aves, Passeriformes, Acanthisittidae. The transcript has a single exon. The coding region runs from base 1 to 1584 and encodes 527 amino acids. Gene Ontology annotation, molecular function: G protein-coupled serotonin receptor activity; G protein-coupled acetylcholine receptor activity. Gene Ontology annotation, biological process: gastric acid secretion; G protein-coupled receptor signaling pathway, coupled to cyclic nucleotide second messenger; chemical synaptic transmission.
AUGGAAGUCAAUUUAUUCAGCAAUUCUACUGUUGUAAACAGUUCAUCCAUCAACCAUAAGCAGUUAGAAGGGCAUAGCCUCUGGGAAGUCAUUACUAUUGCCACUGUAACUGCAAUUGUAAGCUUAAUAACCAUAGUGGGAAAUAUUCUUGUGAUGAUAUCCUUUAAGGUCAACAGUCAGCUCAAAACUGUCAACAAUUAUUACUUGCUCAGCCUUGCCUGUGCCGAUCUCAUCAUUGGGAUAUUUUCUAUGAACCUUUAUACGUCCUAUAUACUCAUAGGCCAUUGGUCGCUUGGAAGCCUUGCCUGUGACCUGUGGCUAGCACUGGACUAUGUAGCUAGCAAUGCCUCAGUAAUGAACCUCCUAGUCAUCAGUUUUGACAGAUAUUUUUCCAUCACAAGGCCUUUAACCUACAGGGCCAAACGCACGCCCAAAAGAGCUGGCAUAAUGAUUGGUAUGGCUUGGCUAAUUUCCGUCGUGUUGUGGGCACCCGUAAUCUUGUUCUGGCAGUAUUUUGUGGGUGAACGAACAGUACCACCUGAUGAGUGCCAGAUACAAUUUCUGUAUGAACCCAUUGUCACCUUUGGUACUGCAAUUGCUGCUUUUUACAUUCCGGUGUCUGUGAUGACCAUUCUAUAUUGCCGCAUCUAUAAAGAGACAGAGAAACGUACCAAGGACCUUGCUGAACUGCAGGGUUCAGAGUCUGUGGCAGAGUUUGAGACAAUAAAGCCUCAGAAAACUCUCCUAAAAUCUUGCUUCAGUUGCAAGCAACAAAACUUAGUCAAAAGAGAGAGGUGUCAGGCUUCUUGGUCUUCAUCUAGUCGAAGUACAUCAGCUACAGUGAAAGCCUCUCAGGCAGCAAGUACUUGUAUCGACUGGGCUAAGGCUGACCAGUUAACCACUUGCAGCAGCUAUGCAUCUUCAGAAGAGGAGGAUAAACUUGCCGCUGACUCAGUUUUCCAAGUAACUUACAGUAGUCCAUCUAAAAGUAAGGCAGAAGAGUUUAAUGAGAGUACAGAUGUUGUCAAAGACCAACCUGAAGAAAAUGAUUUUGAGAACCCGAAAUACUUUUUGUCACCUGCCAAAGACCACAUACGGAAAAGUAAAAAAUAUGUGGCCUAUAAAUUCCGAUUGGUGGUUAAGGCUGAUGGCAUCCAGGAAGCCAAUAAUGGUUGCCAAAAAGUAAAAAUAACUCCUUGUUCUGCUGCUCUGUCAAAGGAUCCUUCCAUCAAAAGCAUGGAUCCAAACAUAAAUAACCAAAUCACCAAAAGGAAACGGAUGGUUCUUAUAAAGGAACGAAAAGCAGCACAGACUUUAAGUGCCAUUCUUUUGGCUUUCAUCCUCACAUGGACUCCCUACAAUAUCAUGGUUUUGAUCUCCACAUUUUGCUCUGACUGCAUUCCCCUGACACUGUGGCACCUUGGAUAUUGGCUAUGCUAUGUGAACAGCACCGUUAACCCCAUGUGUUAUGCCCUCUGUAAUAAAACUUUCAGGAAGACAUUUAAGAUGCUGCUUUUAUGCCAGUGGAAAAAGAAAAAAGUGGAAGAGAAACUGUAUUGGCAAGGUAAUACCCGACUGCCAUAA